UGAGAUUACCAACAAAAAUAUAUAAUUUAUUUGAGAAAAAUGCAUUUUGAGUUCCAACCACACUUCAAUAACUUUUUGACUACUGCAGUACCUCGGCACAGCACUGACAUUUUGACAUUCGUCGAGGUUAGAAAGUUUGGUGCAUCUUGCUGUGUGUAUUUACUUAACUAGAAUUAUUGUUUUCGCAGUCUUGAAGAGUUUUUUCAAUUGUAAUUUGAUGCUAAUAAUUCGUGAAGCUGUGUUUUAAAAUCAUUUCGAUAAAAUUAUCAUGCCCGCCUUUUUCAUUUUUGAACCGAGUUGAUUCCUAAAUUCUGCAUCAUUACUCUAUAAUAUUUUUAUUGUUUAAUUCGAUUCUCUCUAUAAAAACUCCUUUGGAGUUAUGAAUGGUACUACAAUGGAUCGCCAUGGUCAAGUCACUCCUAAACUUCACAGGGAUUAUAAACUCCUAGUAGACCCCUUUCUUGUGAAGGGAGCUGCUAAGUUGUACAGAUAUGAUGGGGUUGUACCAAACGAUGCAUCCUGUCCUCCAGUUAUUGCAAGAGAUCCUAGGUCUCACUUAACUCGUAUAUGGACUAGGCUUGAGACACUAGAACUUCCUGUCCCUAGAUUCAAAAUUGACCAGAACUAUGUAGGGGAGCCACCUUCCAUUGAGGUAACCAUCUUUCACCUGAAUGAUAACAUUGACAAGCAGUUUCUGCGUGACAUGGUGCAAAAAUUUGGUGUCAUAGAAGAAUUGUUCAUCUAUUAUCAUCCUACUACAAAUAAACAUUUAGGUAUCGGUAGAGCUGUUUUCGAUACAGUCCAGAAUGCAAAGGCUUGCGUAGAUAAGCUGAACAAGACUAGUGUAAUGGGAAAAAUUCUUGAUGUCUUUUUGGACCCCUUUGGUGAACAGUGCAAAAAAAAAUUUGAAGAAUUCACAAUUGAUAAAAAGCCCCAGUCUGUUGUGGAAAUAACCCCUUUAACAGAAGAUAAAAAUAAAAUUGAUGGGGAUAAACCAUAUGACCCUGCAGAUAAUGAUUUUGAUGAAAAUGAUAUUUUCAAAAGCAGAGAGAAAGAAAAAGAAGUAGAAAUUGUGAACAUUAAAAAAAAUAAGGACAGAGAGAGUGAAAGGGAGAGAGAUCGGGAUAGAGAUAAGUAUGCCAGUAGAAAUUAUAGAAAUAGUGAUUUUCCGACGCCAAAUAGUGGCGACAUGGGAUACGUAACUGCACCUAGUGAAUUUUCUACAAGUUUUGGGUCAGCUGGGACAACCCCAUUGAGUUUUGACUACCACAGCCACAGUAUGCCAGCCAUGACAAAUCAGUUUCCCUUCGCAACACCCACCUAUCCCAUGAGUGCUCCUCCCCCUACAGUAUGGCCAAUGACAACACCUCAGUGGCCCAUUGAUUCUUGGGAGAGGUCUCCGGCUGGUCUAGCUCCUCCCCCCAAGUGGUCAGACGACAAACAUUCCCACAGAAGCAAAGAAAAAGAUUUCAGAGACAGAGAUAGGAAUAAAGAUAGAGACAGAGAUAGAGACCGAAAGAGAAAUAAUAGUGGUAGUUCUGGUAGCAAAUCUCGCAGGGAGAAAGAAAAGGAUAAAGAAAAAACAGAAGAAGAAAACAAACCCCUGGACUUGGAUACACGAAUAGCACUUUUAUUGAAAGAAAAAGGUGCUGGAGGUAUGGCGCCUCCGUUCCUUGCUUUUGGCGCUGAUUCUGAUGAUGACUCCAAGGCCUCUGACAAGUUACCGAAGCACCAUCCUAUUCCUACUUCCAUGGACAGUGACGACGAUCGUUCCAGUAUAUCUCUGAGCGAUAUGCCAAUCAAUCCACCGGCUCCUGACUUGGACUUUGAUUUCAUGAAGGACGAUGAAAAUUUUCCUUUAUCGGUGCCUCCUUCUCCCUUCUUAUCCAAGGAAAUUUAUUUGGAGUGCCAUCGACUGGCACUAGAACAGGCUGUAGUAGCGAGACAGCGUGAAGCACUGGAAACCACUGCCCUGCUGAAAAAAGCUCAUAUUGAGUCGAACAAAAUUGGCAGCGAUAUAUCGUCAAGCGAGGAUGAGCUGUUAACUGGAGAGGGCAUAGAACAGAACUACAGUCCCAUCGACAGGUCAGAUUUCAAGAACGAAUUUAAGAUGGAAGACGACAGAAUGAGUCUCUCGUCAUUGAGCAGCAACGAAAAGAUCGAGGAAGCGAAGCCAGACCCACAGCCUCCUCCUCUUCCGCCUCCGACCUCUGCACCUCCGCCCAUGCCCCCCAUACCUGGUGUUUAUCCGGCACAUUACCCAGGUUUGCCACACUACCCUGGUUAUUCAGGUCCACAGUACCCCACAUUCCCCCAAGCGUUUCCCUAUGCUGGCCACCAGGACUGGCGGCAAACCUACCCUUACGGACAACCCGUGUACCUCCCCCACCUGCAGUAUCCACAGUUUCCUCCACUGCAUCCUACCCAACCAUAUGUUCCCUAUCAGCUACCUCCAAAGAGACCAGAAAAUGACAAGAAUGAUCCUCACGCUUCGACCAUAAACUCGGUCAUUCAACAAGUGACCCAAGAACUGAAGAAUAUACUCAAGAAGGAUUUUAACAAGAAAAUGGUAGAGAUGACGGCAUUUAAUAAAUUCGAGUCUUGGUGGGAAGAAGAAAGUUCGAAAGAAAACAAAUCAAAAGAGAAGGAGGAGGCUGAAAAGCUGGUCCUGUCACGAGACAACAUCAACGUUCUUCUUGAAUCGAACCGUGAAAACCUGUACAACAAUUCACUAGGCGGCGGCCUAGGACUGAGAGCCUCUCUUCCUAAAAUGCCAAGUUUCCGCAAGAAAAAAAUUCCGUCACCAGUGCCAGAAGACGAGGAUGAAUCUCACAAAGAGUCCGACAAUGAAGAGAUCGUUCACGAUUCAGAUUCGGAGGUUAGCAGCAGGCCACUAGAGAGGACGGAGCGUAAAUUGUCGACCAGCAGUGCAAGCAGUUCCAGUUCGUUCAGUUCGAGCGAAAGUGAGAGCUCAGAUGAGAGCUCAUCCGAUUCGGAAAUCGAAGUUGAACAAAUCGACAGGCGAAGUGUUAGUCCAAAAGUUGAGCCAGAGAUUAAGGAGGCCGUCGAGUCCAUGGAGGAGAGCAGCUCGCCUCUCAGAGAUGGGAUCGAGGCGAGGAACAAAACUCCUGAACCGAUGCAGGUGGACUCUGAUGAUUUAUUCACUCUAAAGAAACCUGAAAAAACCAAUAAACUUCCAGUGGACUUAUAUGACAGUGAUAGUGACCUCAGUGAUACUGAACGUUUGAUAUUAGAAAGAAGAAGGUUGAACACUGAAUAUAUGGAACAGAUGGAGAAAGAACGAGGCGAAAGACAACCCAAGUCGCCUGAAAGGGAAUCGAUGAAGGAUUUGGAGACAGGCAUAUCACCUCAGAAAAUGGAGGUGGAUGAACCAGAAGCUGAGGAAAGCGUUAUGGAAAAGUCUUUAGAGGAGUUAGAAGCUGAACGGGAUGCUUUACUUCAGCAAGUACGCAAUCCAGAUCCUCCGAGCGAGAUGGAUGUAGAUGGCCAAACAAGACCUUCUGAACAAUUGAUUAAAUUCAAGGCACGUUCGCAGAGUGACUCCGAUGAAGAAAACCUAGAAGAAAGAAGGAAAAAGAAAGCCAAGAUACGAUCAGAUAUAAAUGGCGACAUUAUUACAGUAAAGGGAUUAUCAGAAAGUUCAACUGGAGAGAGCAGUCCGUGUAGUCAGGUUGUUAAUGAACACUCUUACUGUAUGCAGAGGCCGCUACAGGAUAAUAUUAAUUUACCGCAGGAACCACAUAAAAACAUCCAAUCGACCAAUGAUCACGAAUACACUUUGAAAAAGAUGACGGUGGAAAAAGUUAACAGUGAGAUGGAAAAGGUUGGUAUUAAGGUGAUUCCUCCCAAGCAGCCGAAACCUAGGAAGCCGAAAGGUUACAAGAAAUUACAGGAGCUCCAGAACAAAAUGGCCUUCGAGGACCAAUUUGAUUACAGAAAAGCUGCUCUGCCAUACAACAUUCAUGCCGGUGUCUUGCACAAACCUCGAGAUCAGAUAUCAGAGUUUGGAAUACUCUAUGAAUUCCUUACUAAAGGUAUCGACAAGGAGGACACGGAAUACAUGAAACAAACUUAUGAUGAAAUGCUCUCCAACGAUACAAUGGGCUACUGGCUAAAUGACACCCAUUGGGUUGAUCACUGUAUGACAGACUUGUACUCAUGCCCGCCGAAGAGAAGGAAAAAGGACGAAAGAUUACAUGUUAGUGGAAGUGCAAGGACUGAAGGGUACUAUAAGAUUUCAGCCCAUGAGAAGUCUAGGUACAAGUAUCAUCAUGCCAAAUCAAACGCCAUUAUGACAGACUCCGUACAGGCAACUACAAAACAAGGAUUAUCAAGAGAAGCAAGAUCCAAUCAGAGGAGACUUCUUACAGCGUUUGGCAGUGUUACUGAUUCUGAAUUACUGAAAUUCAAUCAACUCAAAUAUAGGAAGAAACAACUCAAAUUUGCCAAAUCGGCCAUUCAUGAUUGGGGACUGUUUGCAAUGGAACCUAUUGCUGCUGACGAAAUGGUUAUUGAAUAUGUUGGUCAAAUGAUACGACAUAGUGUAGCUGAUCUCAGGGAACAAAAAUAUGAAGCAACUGGAAUUGGCAGUUCGUAUUUGUUCAGAAUCGAUCUGGAGAAUAUUAUAGAUGCAACAAAGUGUGGUAAUUUGGCUAGGUUUAUCAACCACAGUUGUAGUCCUAACUGUUAUGCCAAAGUGAUUUCAAUCGAAUCACGUAAGAAGAUUGUGAUAUACUCAAAGCAAACCAUAGGAGUCAAUGAAGAGAUAACAUAUGACUACAAGUUCCCCAUCGAAGACGAGAAGAUACCGUGUUUGUGUGGAACUUCCGGUUGUAGAGGUACCCUCAACUAAACGCAAAGGCAAGUCGGUUUUGAAGAUUCUCACAGAAACUUUCAUUGAAAAUUACACUGAUAGUUUUGAACUGAUGGAGAACUAAAGUGUUCAUUAUCGUAAUCAGAGUGAAAUAUUCAACUUGCAAUAUUGUUCUGAAUGAACUUUCUGGCGGAGAGGAAAGUAGUAUCUUAUUUUUGCGAUUUAAUUAAAGGGAAAUCAUGUAAUUAGAAAAUAAUAGGAGUGAAAACCAGUUUUUUUUGAAUGUUUAUAAAAAAAAUUGCUUUGUUUUUAGGUUUGCUGUCUUUGAAGAGAAUUCUGUCCUUUUUUUAAAUAAGGAUAAUUUUAUAUUUUUCAUCCAAGUUCGAGAGAAAUUUGUUUGGAUAUUUUUACUUGUUUCAUUGGAAAUUUAUGUAAAACCAAAUCCUAGUGAGAAUUUUCAUUAAUAUCUUCAAUGGUUGAAAUGGUGUAACAAAAAAAUAUUGAGCAUGGCUCUAUCGCUUAUGGGAGUAUGUCAUAUUGAGAUAUAUCGUAACUCCAGAGUAAAGCUUGAAUCCUGUUCAAUUCAUACCAACUAUUCCAAGAUUAGGAACUGCAACUUCUCAGCAUCAGAUGUAAAUAUUUGUGUAAAAAUUUACUGGUAAUUUUGCAGGGGUCCUGUUGGUAACUUUUUAUCAUGAAUUUCAUUUUAAUGGUCUUUAGUGUAUCAUAACGAGAAACGAUUAUUAGACUUUUAAAUUAUACGUUUUUUUUUAUCUGUAUAUAUUCGCAUGUACAUACUAGUGAUAAUUAUUUGUUGAAUAUUGUGUUUUUAUUUCGAACACUGACAAUUAAAUGAAGAAAGUACACUU
Leptinotarsa decemlineata (Colorado potato beetle) is the source of this 5703-nucleotide messenger RNA. RefSeq names its product SET domain containing 1 (gene Set1). Gene Ontology annotation, molecular function: RNA binding; histone H3K4 methyltransferase activity; protein binding. Gene Ontology annotation, cellular component: Set1C/COMPASS complex. The record is from RefSeq and is a predicted model, not a curated record. Lineage: Eukaryota; Metazoa; Arthropoda; Insecta; Coleoptera; Chrysomelidae.